Eucalyptus grandis is the source of this 1568-nucleotide messenger RNA. Its product is annotated as stemmadenine O-acetyltransferase. The coding region runs from base 60 to 1370 and encodes 436 amino acids. The record is from RefSeq and is a predicted model, not a curated record. Lineage: Eukaryota; Viridiplantae; Streptophyta; Magnoliopsida; Myrtales; Myrtaceae. The transcript has 2 exons.
CGAUCAUCACCAUCUCCAGCCCAAACACUCUAGACAGUUCUCAUAACACUGUUCAAACGAUGAAUGUGAUAGUAGAACACACGGAGACCAUCAAGCCGUCUUCUCCGACGCCUCCCAACCUCCGCCGCCAUGGCCUCUCCUUCCUCGACCAGAUCUCGCCCCCCAUCUUCAUGCCCCUCCUCCUCUUUUUCCCCAAAGACGACCUCCUCACCAACGAGGAAAAACUCUCCAAGCUCAGGCGGUCUCUCGCCGAAACCCUAACUCGAUUCUACCCGCUCGCUGGGCGCUCAAGAGACAACCUCUACGUCGAGUGCAACGACGAUGGCGUCCCCUUCGCGGUGGCUCGGGCCACGUGCCAGCUCUCGGAGGUCCUCGAAAGUCCUGACCCCGAGAAGCUUGACCGGCUCUUGCCCUUCAAGCUCUACGACUUGGGGGAUCUCACCACCGCCGUGCAAGUCAGCUUCUUUGAGUGCGGAGGGCUGUGCCUCGCGCUAUGCCUCUCCCACAAGCUGGCUGACGCGUUGUCAUUCUUCUCUUUUCUCAAUAGUUGGGCUGCGAUCACUCGCGGCGAUGGUGGCCAUAUAAUAUCUCCCAUUUUCGAGUCAUCCUCUCUGUUCCCGCCGGUAAAUCUAGUGGGAUAUGCACCGAGUACGGGGCUUCUGAAGGAAGGCCUUGUAACGAAGCGGUUCGUCUUCGACGCCAGAUCGAUAACCACCCUUCGAGAUAAGUAUAGCACUGCUGAGAUAGCGGAGGCCGAAGGCCAGAGAAGGCGGCCAACUAGAGUCGAGGCCUUGUCGGCCUUCUUGUGGAGGCGAUACAUGGAGAGCACGCAAAAGAAAGGGGACCGCAUCAGCGAGAAUGACAAGAUAUACACGGUGCUACAUGCAGUGAACUUGCGUCCGAGGAUGGAUCCGCCAUUGUCAGACCGCCAUUUUGGGAACAUUAGCAGGAUUGCCCUAACGAGGCCAACCGUUGAUACUGAUGAACAUAUGAUCGUGAACCAGGUGAGAGAAGCAAUAAAGGAAGUGGACACGAGCUACGUGAAGAAGCUAAAAGAAGGAGAAGGGCACUUGAACUUCUUGAAGGAACGCUCGUCCCAGAUCACGAAAGGCGAGAUUGUGCCCUUCAGCUUCACAAGCCUGUGUCGGUUCCCUACCAACGAGGCCGACUUUGGGUGGGGCAAGCCUGCAUGGGUCGGGUCCUCUGCGUUUCCUUUCCGGAACCUCAUCGUCUUCUUGGACACCAGAGACGGAGGAGGCAUAGAAGCAUAUGCUAAUCUCAAGCCGGAGGACAUGGCCUUGUUUGAGAAGGACAAGGAGCUUCUUUCAUUCGCAUCAUCAUCAGCAUCUCCGAAGGUGGAAUAUGCAUAGCUGGCGAUGUUCACACCAUGCGUGUUGACCGGUGUGCUGAUGCAACUGUCUAUGUCCUUACUGCUAUGUUUAUCUCCGGUUCUUUUAUGUGCUGUAUGCAUAUCCUGCACUUCUAUGGUAGGGGCUCAAGCCUCAAGGAGUGAUGAAUAAGCACAAGAUUAAAAACAGUGAUAUAAUCAAGAGUGCCUCUUUUCUAUA